AGGAAAGACCGUUUUACAGGAUUCCCAGACGAGAUAUCUCCACUGAAUAAAUUGUGUAAUUUAAAUUAAAACAAUAUAAUUAAAUAAUUACUAAUAUUGACGUUAUCGCACUACAAACAACCGAAAAUGAUGUCUUGUUUGCUGAAGUUAAUCCCGUGUUAUUAAAGUCGGUUCCCAGCAUCUGGCAACGCAGUGUGGGUGACGCGUGUUUGAUGUGAUACAGUUGUGGUAAACGCAGAGUCGAGACGUCGUCCACUCUGUCGCAUUUUAAAGCGGUGAAUGGAACAGCUUAAGCGAAUGGCACGUCUGUGCAUCGGCGCUCAGCUACAAAGAGUUCCCGUGUAACCCAAUACUCGUCUAUUGUGACGGAUCGACCGCACCAGGCCUGAUGGAGCCAGGUACUCGACGAGAACUGCGCACAGCAGAUCCCAACCUCCACUUGCUUCGUCACGGCCAGUCCUGAGUAUUGGGUGUUCAGCUCAACCUGCAAUUCACCCAAUAUCACCCUAUCCCCCUUUUGUACUCCCUUUAACAUUCUUAGCCCACCCCUGUCUCUGUCGGCCCUCCCACUCACCCCUAAGAUGAUCGGCAAGCUGAAGCAGAACUUACUAGUGGCCUGCCUGGUCAUCAGCUCCGUCACAGUGUUCUACCUGGGAAGGCAUGCAAUGGAGUGCCACCACCGGAUAGAGGAGCGCAGCCAGCCGCUGUUUAGCAGCCUGCGCACCACCAUACGCACGGGCCAGAACCUCAGCAAUCCAUUCAUCUACAAUAAAGACAUGCCUCUUAUAUUUAUUGGUGGCGUUCCUCGCAGUGGUACCACUCUAAUGCGGGCCAUGCUGGAUGCUCACCCUGAUGUACGCUGUGGGGAAGAGACCCGGGUCAUCCCUCGCAUUCUGGCUAUGAAGCAGAUGUGGAGUCGCUCUGGGAGGGAGAAGAUGCGUCUUGACGAAGCCGGAGUAACGGAUGAGGUCUUGGACUCAGCCAUGCAGGCUUUCCUGCUGGAGAUCAUAGUAAAGCACGGGGAGCCGGCCACCUACCUGUGUAAUAAAGACCCUUUUGCCCUUAAAUCCCUCACAUACCUGGCUAAGAUCUUCCCCCACGCCAAGUUCAUUCUUAUGAUCCGUGACGGCAGGGCCUCCGUCCACUCAAUGAUCUCGCGCAAAGUCACCAUUGCCGGGUUUGACUUGAGCAGCUACCGGGACUGCCUAACAAAGUGGAACCGGGCUAUAGAGACAAUGUAUACACAGUGCAUAGAGGCAGCGGACAAGUGCCUACCUGUGCACUAUGAACAGCUCGUCCUGCAUCCAGAAAAGUGGAUGAAGACACUUCUGAAAUUCCUGAACGUUCCUUGGAAUAAUGCAGUUCUGCAUCAUGAGGAGCUUAUUGGGAAAGCAGGAGGCGUUUCACUGUCCAAGUAA
This is a messenger RNA of Xyrauchen texanus (razorback sucker), 1418 nucleotides long. RefSeq names its product protein-tyrosine sulfotransferase 1. Lineage: Eukaryota; Metazoa; Chordata; Actinopteri; Cypriniformes; Catostomidae. The transcript has 2 exons. Gene Ontology annotation, cellular component: Golgi apparatus. Gene Ontology annotation, biological process: peptidyl-tyrosine sulfation. Bases 582 to 1418 code for a protein of 278 amino acids. The record is from RefSeq and is a predicted model, not a curated record. Gene Ontology annotation, molecular function: protein-tyrosine sulfotransferase activity.